Messenger RNA from Athalia rosae (coleseed sawfly), 2517 nucleotides. RefSeq lists its product as uncharacterized. The record is from RefSeq and is a predicted model, not a curated record. NCBI's taxonomy places the organism in Eukaryota, Metazoa, Arthropoda, Insecta, Hymenoptera, Athaliidae. The transcript has 4 exons. The coding region runs from base 1162 to 2121 and encodes 319 amino acids.
CCGCCAAGGGAUAUUCUGUCCGUUGUUGUCAACCGUGCGGUGAGGUACGCGGGUAAAGCGGUUGAAAAUUUUACCGAAAAGCUCGCGCAGUUAUCGCGGUGCGGUCGCGUGGUUUGAAACGUUUACGCGUUGGUUUUCACCUUCAUAAAGAAGCGGGAUUUUUGGAUACGUGCGAGAUAAUAAGGUGGAAAUUGACCGAUGAAUUCAUCGAAAUCCAUCGUCGUCAUUUUUGAGAAAAUGAGAUCGAUCGAAUGAUUCGAAAAUCAAUUGAAGUGACGCAUGAAACUGCAUUCUAUGACGGAGACCAGCGAGCGAAGGAUUGAAAAUGAAUUUUAUAUCCGUGGAGAACAGGCGAGCGUAAUUAGAUUUUUCGCUACACGAAGAAAAUUAGAAAGUCUCCGAGGAUCGUCGGAGACCGCGAUAAAUUGCAGGUUCUAACGUAACCGUAGCCGGUGAGCAAAUCUGCGAUAUACCGAACUGAAUAUCUGAAUAUUGAAACGGAUUCAGUGAAGUCUCAUUGAAUUCAUAGACCAAAUAUGGAGAACUAUACGUCCUGAGAAGUCCAAUAUUUGUCGAGUUUAAACGUAAAUUUCAUUCUCCGCAAACAUGGAGUUCCCGCAUUACGUACUUUGAACAGAAAAAAAAAAAAAACUAAUUUUCAUUAUCUAUGAGUCUCAUUCGUCUAUUGUUCAAAGUUUAUACAAGAAACAUUGAAUCGAUUGGAUCUGAACUUUAUAAUGUAGUUUACCGGUGAAACGCGCGAAACUUUUAUAUAUACUAAAUUAUACACUAGAUCGUCCAUUGAUGUGUGGAGAACGAAAGUAAAUGAAAUCCAAUAAACCGACUCACUCAUUGAAUUCUCCACAAGUAGUCGUAUCGUAUUUAUCGCAUUAAAAAAAAAAAAAACACCGAAGCGGUGGCACGUCGUUCGACACGCGGAGUUGAAUUUCUGCCGGAUGCAUCGCGGGACGAUCUGUCGGCGGAUCGUCGAUCGCCGUCGAUCUCGUCGUCCGAUGGAACAGUGAUUUUACGAAAACAACUUAUAAGGCGCCGAAAAACCACCUGUGGAAAAAGGAAAAAAGAAAUUCCUUCGAAAAAACGAAGAAUAAUUAUCGCCCGAACGAUUCGUGUCGGGGAAAAAACAUAUCGCGCAACGGGACUAUGCCGUCGACUUCUGCAGGGCUGACCAUGCCGCGACUCUUACUACUCGCCGCUGCUCUACAGUCCUGCUGUCUUCUGACCUGGACGCGAAUAGGUGGUGCGGACGCGUUGAUACUGACGAGAUUGGAAGUUCCGCUGUUCGUCGAUCCAAGAUCGGCCAAAGUGGCACUGAGAUGUAUCUACGACUUGGAAGGAGCUGCUUUGUAUUCCGUAAAAUGGUACAGGAAUGAUUUCGAAUUUUUUCGUUAUAUGCCCGGCAUCGCACCACCGGGACAAGCUUUUAACGUCACUGGGGUCAAAGUUGACGUCGAACGCUCCGACCACGAGCAGGUCAUUCUCUUGGGACAGGCAGAUGGCGUUAACUUAGCCGGUACCUAUCUAUGCGAGGUAUCGACCGAGAGUCCGAAAUUCAUCUCAAAAUAUGAUUCUGCAAAUAUGAGCGUGGCCGUUGUUCCUAAAAGAGAUCCAGCUCUGGAAGGAGUUCGGGCGAGUUACGAAGUUGGAGAAGUUAUGGAGGCUGAGUGCACUUCUGCUCCGAGUUAUCCCCCGGCUAAUCUUACAUUCGUUUUAAACGACAAGGAGGUGUCCUCUCUCCUCACUCGCGAUCUGACGCCCCAAGUGACGCUUCCAGUUGACGGCGGUGGUCAGGCCAUUCAGCUUUCCACGACACGAUUGGGUCUGACGUUACGCCUGGAGCGUACACAUUUCCCCGGAGGAAGUAUGAGUUUGAUUUGUCGUUCAACCUUACCGGGAAUAUCGGCAGCUCGUUCCAGAAAAACCGAAGUAACUUCUGCCCUGGCAGCGAGUAACCAACGUUUAGCUCAAGAACCACCUCCCCAAUCAAAGGCGAGGGCUCUUCUUGUUCAUCGAGAAGGUGAAUUUUUAUCCCUGUUUCUCACCCUCGUCGUAAUUUUUCGCAAUAUUUUUCCCUCCGGAGAAACAUUAUCCGGGGAUCCGUGAAAUUUCGAGCCUUCGGCUGGAAUUCUAUUUGCAAAAAAAAAAAAAAAUCAUCAUCAAGUAUAAUCAUUAAACAAAUAAAAAACAAAGACGAAGAAAGUACGGAUCGAAGGAUUCCGAUGAAACUCGGUCGAUAUCACGAUAGCAAUAUAAGUGUAAUGAUACGUAGAUUAUACUAAGUGUAACUAUAAGAUACGAUAUCUAUAUACAUAUACUAUAUACAUAUUAAAAACUAGCGAUAACGAUAAUGAGUAAUAAAAUGAAGGAUAUGUUGAAUAUGGCGUUGUACAUAUAGCGAGUGAAUGGGAUGUAGAAAAUGGCAGAUCUGUGACGAUUAUUGAAUAAAGCGACGAUGUGAAUGAGGGGGAAGUAAAAAAAUUACAAGAAUAAUUUUUGCUC